Messenger RNA from Nicrophorus vespilloides, 1489 nucleotides. Its product is annotated as pseudouridine-metabolizing bifunctional protein C1861.05-like. The coding region runs from base 203 to 1489 and encodes 428 amino acids. The transcript has 6 exons. Gene Ontology annotation, molecular function: pseudouridylate synthase activity; kinase activity. Lineage: Eukaryota; Metazoa; Arthropoda; Insecta; Coleoptera; Silphidae. The record is from RefSeq and is a predicted model, not a curated record.
GGCUGUCGUUUCCAGUGGCGUGAAAUCGAUAUUGGAUAUUCCGAAAACUUUAGAAUAUUUGGAAACUCAGGGUGUAUUCGUUGCAACGUACGGUCCGACAAAACGAUUUCCUGCCUUCUACGCCACGGAAAGCGGAUGUGAGGCUCCUUACAGCGUGUCCUCGGCUGCCGAAGCAGCUUUAGUUAUAGAGAGCAACAGGGAAAUGAAUUUAAAUUCCGGUAUGCUGUUCGCAGUUCCGGUUCCAGCAGAGUGUUCUAUGGAUGGAACGGAAAUCGAGGCGGCAAUCGAAGAUGCUCUCGCGCUGGCAAAACAAAAGGAUGUGUCUGGAAAAGAUAUCACCCCUUUCCUGUUAUCCUAUCUAGCUAAAGCGACCAAUGGUAGAUCGCUCGAAUCGAAUAUUGCGCUCGUGAGGAAUAAUGCAAAAGUUGCCGCGGAAAUUGCGAUAGCCUUGAGUGAUUUGGAGAGGGAAAAAUCGAGACCAGUGGGAUCCAGUGAUGUGGUCGUUGUCGGUGGUUCAAUCUUAGAUCGUUGUGCCAGAAUCUCUGAUAAACAUAUUGAGCUCGACGGAAGGGUUCACUACGGCCGUAUAACUGAGAAUGCUGGCGGAGUCGCAAGAAAUAUGAGCGAAGCCCUGAAUAAGCUAAGAAGCCACAGACCGGUGGCUUUCAUUUCCGCCAUCGGUGAUGAUUCGAGUGGAAGUUUAGUAGCACAAUCGUUAGGCCCCCACGUUGAGCACCUAGAGAGAGUGCGAGGCUCGAGGACGGCUCAAUGCAUGGUCGUGCUAGACAGCGACGGCGAAUGCAAGUUCCUCGUCGGCGAUAUGGAUGUGCACGCCCGCAUCACGCCGGAAAUGGUUAAUGCGAAGGCCGACCUCAUCGCCGAUUCCAAGCUAAUAGUAUUAGACGGUAAUCCCAGUCUAGAUACUAUGGAAACCAUUCUGGAAUUGGCCCACAAAAAUGAUAUUUCAGUAUUUUUCGAGCCUACGGACGUUCCUAUCUGCCAUAAACCUUUUCAAUGCAGAUAUCGUUCCAGCAUAAAGUACAUUAGUCCUAAUUUAAAUGAAUUAAAAUGCAUCGCAAAGAGCCUAAACAUUCCAACCUCAGACAAAGAUGUUAUAUACAUUGCUGGACGAGUUGCAGAAUAUGUUAGCAAUAUUAUAGUAACCAUGGGUUCAGAUGGUGUACUGAUUGUACGACGAAAUUCGGCAAAAAGCAAAUUGCAUAGUGAAGCAGACCAAGGACCCUUGCAAAUUAGGCACUAUCCAGCCUCGAAAGUUGAAAAUUUAAUAAAUGUUAGUGGAGCUGGUGAUUGCUUUGCUUCUGGAAUAAUUGCUGCUAUGCUAGAAGGAAUGAGCGAGGAAAUUUGCGUAUCAGUGGGAUUUGAAAGUGCGAAUAAAGCUUUGUAUACCGACAAGACAGUUCCAGAUUAUUUCUUUAACCGUGAGGAUGAGGCUUGGACUAAACCAGCUUACUAUAAAAUUAUUAAAUAA